Molecule: messenger RNA, 246 nt
Organism: Venustampulla echinocandica
Lineage: Eukaryota; Fungi; Ascomycota; Leotiomycetes; Helotiales; Pleuroascaceae
Exons: 1
Coding region: 1-246 (81 amino acids)
Source: RefSeq, a predicted model, not a curated record
AUGGCGAGAAUCAACAACGAAGACGUCGAGUCCUCUGAGAAGGCUGCGCUCCUACCCACACAGCCAGAGACUGGACGUACAUAUCCAGAGAAACAUGCCAUUAAUCGUCGGCGCUGGUUCCCUGGCGCGCUCAUCGCAUUCGUUAUUUUCGUAUGGUGGUCUUCCAGCGCUAUUCCGAGCCUGGUAGGGCUCGGGCGACACGAGAUCUAUGAGGAUAUGAGACAGCUAGACUUUGAAGAUGUUUGA